Pygocentrus nattereri (red-bellied piranha) is the source of this 1783-nucleotide messenger RNA. RefSeq names its product GDP-mannose pyrophosphorylase Ab (gene gmppab). The record is from RefSeq and is a predicted model, not a curated record. Lineage: Eukaryota; Metazoa; Chordata; Actinopteri; Characiformes; Serrasalmidae. Bases 223 to 1488 code for a protein of 421 amino acids. Gene Ontology annotation, biological process: biosynthetic process. Gene Ontology annotation, molecular function: transferase activity. The transcript has 12 exons. Gene Ontology annotation, cellular component: cytoplasm.
CACUGUAGUAAGCAAACUUCCGCCUUACUGGACUGUGGCAGUAUCGCUGAGUCCGGACGUGGCGUUUAUAAAAGCUACGUUUUUAACUUAAACAAGAUUUUUAAGCAGUGCGCACCAUUUAGCGCGUACCCGGAGUACAGGCUGUCCUGCUGGAGGUGGCAGAAGACAGACGCGUGUCGCUGUUCGAGCUCUCCUGCGAUUCCGACUCUAACUAGUCUGAAGAUGUUGAAAGCGGUCGUCCUCAUUGGGGGUCCUCAGAAAGGAACUCGGUUCCGCCCCUUGUCUUUCGAGGUGCCCAAACCUCUGUUCCCUGUGGCUGGUGUCCCCAUGGUCCAACAUCACAUAGAAGCCUGUGCUAAGGUUCCUGAUAUGAAAGAGAUCAUCCUGAUUGGGUUUUACCAGCCCAACGAGGAGCUUAACCGCUUCUUAGCUUCAGCCCAGCAGGAGUUUAAAAUCUCAAUCAGAUACCUGCAGGAGUUUGCUGCUUUAGGCACAGGGGGUGGGAUUUAUCAUUUCCGAGACCAAAUCCUGUCCGGAGGGCCGACUGCGUUCUUCCUGAUGAACGCUGACGUGUGCUCUGAAUUCCCUCUGGAGGACAUGCUCCGAUUCCACCGCCAGCGCGAAGGCUCCCACUGCGGAAUCAUUCUGGGCACUACGGCUAACAGAAAACAGUCUCUGAACUAUGGGUGCAUUGUGGAAAAUCAGCAAACUAAUGAGGUGCUUCAUUUUGUGGAGAAGCCCAGCACUUUCAUAAGUGACAUUAUCAACUGCGGCAUCUACUUGUUCACACCUGAGAUUUUCAGCCACAUUGGAACAGUGUUUCAGAGGAAUCAAGAAGAAAGACUUCAAGAGGAGCCUCCAUGUGGAAGGCUGUCAGAAGUGAUCCGUUUGGAGCAAGACAUCUUUACAAAGCUGGCAGCACAGAAACAACUCUACGUCUACAAAACACAGCACUUCUGGAGCCAGAUUAAAUCUGCAGGGUCAGCAAUAUAUGCCAGUCGUUUGUACUUGAAUCGCUAUCAUGAGACCCAUCCAGAAAGACUGGCCACAAAGCAAGAAGGAGGCCCAAAAAUAAUAGGAGACGUUUUCAUCCAUCCAACAGCUAAUAUUGAACCCACCGCUGUGCUGGGUCCUAAUGUCUCAAUAGGGAAAGGAGUAACAAUAGGAGCAGGAGUUCGACUGAGGGAAUCCAUUGUCUUACAUGGAGCUACGCUGCAGGAUCACUGCUGUGUGUUGAACAGCAUCGUUGGGUGGGACAGUGCAAUCGGAAAGUGGGCCAGAGUGGAGGGGACACCAAGUGACCCAAACCCCAAUGACCCCUAUGCUAAAAUUGACAGUGAGACUCUCUUCAGGGAUGGGGGUUUGACUCCCUCUAUUACUAUCUUGGGUUGCAAUGUGAACAUUCCGUCAGAGGUCAUCAUUCGAAACUCCAUCGUGCUUCCUCAUAAAGAUCUCAACAGGAGCUUCAAAAACCAGAUCAUCCUCUAGAGGGCAGCAUACACACUUUAGAAAAGUCAUUUGUUGAGCAGAAAGAAUGUAAAGAAGGAAGAACACACUGAUCGCACAGAAUAUUCUUUAGCAUACCUUUAUUUUCUCACUUGGUGUAUUUGGUGUCAUUUGUUUACAAUUGUUUGGGUACUAACUACUACUAACUAUCUAUUAAUGUUACUGACCUGUUAUAACACCUCCUUGUUUCUGCGCUCACUGUCCACUUUAUCAGCUCCACUUACUGUAUAGCUGCACUCUGUACAGUUCUACAGUUACAGACUGUAGUCCAUCUGUU